Panonychus citri (citrus red mite) is the source of this 3067-nucleotide messenger RNA. RefSeq lists its product as uncharacterized. The transcript has 5 exons. Lineage: Eukaryota; Metazoa; Arthropoda; Arachnida; Trombidiformes; Tetranychidae. The record is from RefSeq and is a predicted model, not a curated record. Bases 485 to 2935 code for a protein of 816 amino acids.
CUACUUGGUGUGUUAUCUUAUCAUGACAUUAAUAAUCUCGACGAGUAAACAACAUAAAGAGAAACCAGAGGUUCACUUAGGUGAUUUUCACAUCGUCGAGAACAUUGUAACUCUCAGACUAUUGUAAAAGUGAUCAAAUUAAGGUAAAAAUUAACAAUCAAAUCUGAAGAAAAGGGAGAGAGAAACUCACCAACCACACCCGAUAUCCGAUAUUGACACUUCCAUGGUAUCAUCAUCAUUAUUUAAUUAAUUUCCAUCUAUCGACUAUCAAAUUCAUCGUAAGGUUAAUUUCUUUCAACAGUGUGUCAGUUAUAACUGUCGAUUUUGAUAAUUUGUGGUCAAUAGAAUUGAGUAUUUUUGUUUUACAAUUAGUUGAUUGUUGUUUUUAUUUCGGAUUCUCUUUUGUGGAUUAAAUUGUUUUCUUAAUAGUAAAUUAAAUCAACUUUAAUUCAAUUCAUUUAGUGCUGAUAAUCUGACCAGUAAGAUGGAUUAUCAGGUAAAAUGGUUUCCCUUUUUGGUGGCCAGUGUUUUGUUAAUCAUUCCAAGUGUUUACUCAAUUAGUAUGAGUAUCGAAAGGAAAAGUCAAAUUUUCAAUCUUUGCUAUAAUCGCCAACGGACACCAGGUCAGAUAUCGCCGAUAAUUAAUGGACAAAAUAGUCCACCGUUGGCUUCGAGUGUUGAAAAUUUGAUCGCUCUCAUUGAAAAGAUUGAAAAUUCAACGACAACCCGAUCGAUCCAAGCAAAGGAUUUAGCAGCAACUUUGUUAAGAAAAUUCCGAUCGGAUGGUAAUGUGGUCAGAGCUUAUAGUUAUUUGGACCAAGGGGAGACCUACGAGUUUGUCGAUAAAAUCGAAGAUAUUUUAUUGGAAUCGCCAGCGGAAGUUUCUUUGGAUGACCAGACAAUUCUGACCGAAAAUGAGAGAUGUUCCCUCUAUUUUAUGUUAUCAUAUCACAUCAAUCAAACGGAAAAAGCGGAUGCACGAACUAAUCGUUACUCUACUGGUGCUUAUCGAGCUCCCGUUUCAUCCAAUUCGAGAUCUGCUACAGGAACUCCAAGAUAUGGUGGCCCUUCUUAUGCCCCUGUAGCUUUGACAGUCAAACCACGGGAGUACGGGGUUGGAAGUUAUCGAUCUAAUAAUGACCAAGCGAUCGCAUUGAACCGACUAUUAUUAGGAGUAAUUGCUGGUCAAUUGAAUAGUCCUGGAGUUUCCGUUCGUGAUAUAAUUACAAAGAUAAAUCCGAAUAUUCCUCAGGGAGAACUCAAAGCUAACGUUGAUGAAAUACUUAAUCCUCUCAUGGCUGUUACUUUGGCUAAUAUUCAUUCAAUGGCUGCUUUUGAAGGCGGUGAAGCAAACACAAUCGCUGUUUCUGGUUCAUGGGAAAGUACAAAUACUUUAUGUACAACUGAAUACACUUUGAGUAUGGAGAAACCUUCUGAUGCCACUUUAGCCAACAUCAGAGGAGGUAUUGAUGGAUAUUAUAUUGGCGAACUUACCAAAAGUUUAACCAAAACUGCAACUGGAUCAAGAUUGAGAUUAAGUCAAAUUCUUCGUUACUAUUAUGAUAAUAUCGGAGGUCGUGUUUCUGGUACUGGAUAUUGUGAUCGAGCAACGAUAAGUAUCGAUGAUAGAGGUUUCCGUGACGCUGCAACUAAUUAUCUCAAAGCUUUGGAAUUGAGUAAGAACUAUAUCAUAGGAGAGUCCAUAAUCACGAGUAAGAUUGAGAAAGUACGACCAGCCAUUGACUCGGCUUAUGCUAAAGCUAAAUCCAUACCAGCUGAAGAUAGCGAAUGGUGUUCAUCGGGUGGAAUGAGUGGAUACAAAGCUGAUUGUGAAACUCCAACUGAUCUAUUUGUAGUCAUUGAUCUUCAAUCUGCCGAUGCUGAUAAAUAUAAGAAUUUAACUGGUCGACUAAUCAAUAAACUUAAUCUUGGUAUUUACGGUUCUUCAGCAUCGAUACUCUCAAUGAAUCGAGAAGAUAAUCUUGGAGCGGAAGGUCAAACUUUCCGUAAUAAUUUGAAGCACUUGGCUUGGGCAAGUUACAAUAGAGGUUGCACUGGAUGUGCCAUGUCUUAUAUUCGAGAAGAUACCUUGGGUUCUGUUAUCAAUGCUCCGUCCACUGACCUUUACCUCAGAAUGAAUGAUACUUUGCGUGAUUUCGAGGCCAAUAAAUGGUUCCAAUUGGGAGCUCCAGCCAAACCUUUCAUCAUAAUGGGUGGUUCAUAUACCUCUCGAAAUAUUGACCAAAACAUUCGUAUGGCACGAUACACCUUGAAGAGUAACCAUAGAGAUGUACCCGUUUUCCUGAUCACAAAUGCAAACGAAAACGAUUUAACUGAAUACAUCAGUUCUCCACAGGACAUAAUUCGUGACCAAGAUGGACUUGAUGUUAUGACUCAAGAAUUGUCACAAAAAAUUUGUCAAGUUCCAGCAACUUUCCAAUACCCUGAUUGUCGACGUGUCAGUUCAGAAGCGACCAGUGGUUUCGAGGCUUUUAUAACACCAGGGCGAUUACAGUAUUGGGCCAUGUACCCUGAGUAUUUCCUUAAAAGCUACGACAUUGUGAUGAAAUUUUUCAGCAGUGAAGGUGAUCUUAAGGUUUGCUUCGGUCGAUAUCCUAAGCCAGAAGAAACAGGUCGAUGUUGGGAGGCCAAAAAGAACGAAGAGAUUCGAAUCGAUGUCAGUGAUCCAUGUAAAGAUCGAGAUGUUCUGACCUGUGAACCUUUUUACUUCACCAUCACACCUCCUGAUCAGGGAAUGUCAUCAAACACUAUUUGCUCAGACAAAAAGUGUCUCAACGCUCGACAAAUUAAAUUCAAAUUCUCUCACAGUGGAAUAGCCUGUUCAUCGGCUGUCACAUUGGUCUCUUCACUUUUCUUGGCGAUUAUUUGUUCUCUAUUAGCAUCGUUUUUAAAUCCAAUUAAGAGACAAUUCUAAUUGUUGUUCUCCGUAUUCUAAUUCUAUUCUUAAACUGCCAAGUAAAUUACGAUGAUCAUAAUUUAUGGUUAAUCUUUUUAUUGGAACAAUUUGAAGCCUUUCAUCAACAAAAAAUUCAAUUCUUACAUAUAA